This is a messenger RNA of Engraulis encrasicolus (European anchovy), 1393 nucleotides long. It is a transcript of the gene c1qbp, whose product is annotated as complement component 1, q subcomponent binding protein. Gene Ontology annotation, cellular component: mitochondrial matrix. The record is from RefSeq and is a predicted model, not a curated record. The transcript is spliced from 6 exons. Gene Ontology annotation, biological process: cytosolic ribosome assembly. NCBI's taxonomy places the organism in Eukaryota, Metazoa, Chordata, Actinopteri, Clupeiformes, Engraulidae. Bases 358 to 1230 code for a protein of 290 amino acids.
AUUUGAAAAUCUUGUUGUAUCUGUACAGGCAAUUUAUGCCAAAAAAAACCCAAAAUGAACAUCAAAUUUCAGCACCGUUUUUUGUGUGUGCUAACAGGCAUCAAAUACUGUAUCAUCACCCCAUAGACAACCUAGACUGGCAAUAUGCAUUAACCUUUUUUGUUGAUUUAGAACUACAUGUCCCAGAAUGAAUUGGGAAUGACCGUGAGCUUCCGGGUCCAAGGUUGAAGUUGAAAUUGUGAGGUCAUCGUGUCCUUUCCAAUCCAGCACCACACGUGUGUAUUGUAGUCCUAGGCUGGUCUUCUGCGGAGAGACGAAUCAAGAAGUGGGAUAAGAACGUCUGGAGUUGAAGUGAAGAUGUUUAAGUCCAUUUCACGUGCCGUUAGCAUUGCUACACGUCUGACAAAUAAGACAUCUACAGCGUCUGCUACACGCACGGUAGAGCCACUCGUCAGAUCCGCAUUAUGUGUCCCCAGCUCGGCACCUAUCCGGCCUUUCACCCGGUCUAUCUGGAUGAUGUGCAAUAAUGGAGCGGCGUCAGGGUACAGACCAAGACUUUUCACGUCCAAAGGUGUUCUGCCGACAGUGUCGUGUGGAUGCGGUGGCCUUCAUACGGAAGGUGACAAAGCUUUCGGAGAAUUUCUGAACGACGAAAUAAAGGAAGAGAAGAAGAUUCAGAAAGGCAAGACACUUCCCAAGAUGUCUGGUGGAUGGGAGCUGGAGUUGAAUGGCACAGAAGCUAAACUUAUUAAAUCCAUUUCUGGAGACAAAGUGACUGUCACAUUCAAUGUUAACAACAGCAUCCCACCCAGCGUGGAGGAAGAACCAGAGCAGGGGCAGAAACCAGCAGAGAACGAGCCUGAACUUGUAUCAUCCCCCAACUUUGUUGUGGAGGUGGUGAAAGGGGGGGCAAGCCAAGCCUUGGUGUUUGACUGUCACUUCCCUGAGGACGAGAUUGGCCAUGGUGAGGGUGAGGAGGAGAGUGAUAUCUUUGCCAUUCGGGAAGUCAGCUUUCAGUCGGCCGGGGACUCGGACUGGAAGGAGACAAGCUACACACUCAACACAGACUCCUUAGACUGGGCCCUGUAUGACCAUCUGAUGGACUUCCUGGCUGACCGCGGAGUAGACAACACCUUCGCCGAUGAGCUGAUGGAAUUCAGCACUGCCCUGGAGCACCAGGAGUACAUCAAGUUCCUGGAGGACCUGAACGGUUUCGUAAAGUGUAGCUAAAUGUGACAAAAGCCUUGUUUAGUUUCCCGUAUGGUACCCCAAUGUAAAGCCACCACCACCUCCCACCUCUAAUUAUUAUUGUGUAAAGAAGAACUAUGAAGACGUGUUAUUUUUAUUACAUUGAAUUUAUUAAAACUGUGACCCAUUUUUUUGUGGAAAACGA